This is a messenger RNA of Trichoplax adhaerens, 3516 nucleotides long. RefSeq lists its product as uncharacterized. The transcript is spliced from 33 exons. Gene Ontology annotation, molecular function: protein binding. The record is from RefSeq and is a predicted model, not a curated record. NCBI's taxonomy places the organism in Eukaryota, Metazoa, Placozoa, Uniplacotomia, Trichoplacea, Trichoplacidae. The coding region runs from base 1 to 3516 and encodes 1171 amino acids.
AUGGCUUCAAGUCGUAGAACUAGUGGACUGCGUAGACCAUUUACCUAUGGAACAUUUCCUCUAGUUAUAAAUCAGUUUGAGCAAUUAGUUCGAGAGUUUUCGUUAUUGGAUUCAGACUAUUCGCCAGAUGAAAUCAAGCAGAUCAAAGUUAACAAUGAGGCUAAAAGAUUUGAAGAAUUUAGUGAGGCCGUAAGAAUCAUUUUUGGUAGCGAAAUUAGAACACAAAAUUUGAAAGCAAUAUUUCGAAAAAUUAAUAAUGAAUCGAGCUACAGCGUUGACUGGAGUGAGCUAUUUGGCUAUGCAGCACAUCCUGACCUCACUGAAGCACUCCAAAAUGAUGAUAACAUUUCAAAUAAUGUUUUUCUAUUAUCAAGACGAAGUACUGUCGGGGAAGCCGCAGGUGAUAAACGAAGACGCGAUGGAGUAAAAAGGAUCAUGUAUAUAGCACAUAACGAUAUUUUUGUAACUGCAACUGAAAAAGGGACAUUAUGUGUAUGGAAUUCAGAUGAGUCGGCUUGGGUAACAGAUUGUUGUAAUCUACCAAGUUUACGUAGAAUAGCGAUUUGUUCUGAAAGAUCAAUUGCUCUGUGGGAUCAUCGAGCGAAGAGAAAACAGCAGACUGUGGUACAAAUCAGGCCGAUUGAAAGAUCACCAAGAUGUGUCUCUCACUGUAUCUUAGAUGAAUCAGAAAUUCAUGAAGAUGUUCUAAUAUUCGGUGAUGAUCAAGGGUAUGUUAAUAUGAUGAGAAUCUCCGCUAAAGAUUUACACAUGAAAUCUUCCGAAAAAGGCGAAGCAAGUGUUGUUAGUGUGGAGCCUUCUAAGUUAACACAUAAAAUUUUGAAGAGAAAGCUUCAUGAUGACUGGGUGUUAAAGAUUCGCUAUUAUACUCAGCUUAAAGCUUUUGUAUCUUGUUCACCAUGCAAUCGACAAUCUUUAGUUAUAGUAGAUCUGGAAGAUAAAUCGUUUGAUACUGCGCCACAUCGAUCUAUGUCCUUAUUUAAAGGAGUCAAUGCAUUUGAUUAUUCUCCUCGAGCCAAUGCAAUCGUAACCGGAGGUAUCGAUAAAAUUCUUCGUUUAUGGCACCCCAACAUAUUGGCUAGACCAACCGGGAAAAUGUCUGGCCAUCUAUUUACAAUCGUCGAUAUUUGCAUUAACGAGAAAGAUCAACACAUUAUUAGUUUAUCGACUGCAAGAAUUAUACGGAUCUGGGAUAUUCAAACUUUAACUUCAUUGCAGAGUUUUUGUGAUAUUGACAUUGGAAGUACUGAUAAGCGAUUAUCAGCAAUAUUUUACGAUAAUAAAUAUGAACGUUUACUAACAGGUACAACAGUCAUAAGCUGUUGGCCAUUAACUCGAACGGUUCAAGAUUCCAUGUUUGCUCCACAUACUCAUGAGCGUGCAGUUAGUCAGAUUUUAUUUAAUCAUCAUUCUAAUCAAGUUGCCACCGCCUGCGCUGAAUCUACUAUUAAGAUGUGGGAUGUAGAAACUGGACGAUUAAUCUAUCAAAUUUUAGAUUCACAUGGAGCAUCGAUCGAAGUAACCUCUAUGGUAGCUGAUAACGCUGGCAAUAUUUUAGCAACCGGGGGAUUUGACGGAAGUAUUAAAACAUGGGACUUUUCAACUGGUACACCCAUUCGAGUACUCAAUCCUGAAGCUGAAAAGUUGCCGGAGGAGCCGGUUAUAGGACUGUUAUUUACUAACGAAGCUGAAUGGGGUCGAUGUCUCUUAGGUAUUGGUUGGGGAAAUAAGUUAAAAAUUUUCAAGGAAAGCCUGGAUGAGCCCUUCUUGGAGGAGGUUGUGGGUAUUGAAGGAUCACCGCCACCAGAUUCGCCUGUUGUACAGCCAGCUACUCCAUUAAACAGUGCUGAAAUUGGAAAAAGAGCUCGUCAUCAUGCUAAAAGUAAUGCACCAUCCCCUAUACUAGAUCUAAUCCAAGCAAGUGAUUUAUGGCGAUUUUUUGGUAAACAGUUAUUCGAUGUAACCUGCGUUGAUUUCCUAAAACCAACUUACAUUGUAAUCGGUAGCCACCUUGGCAACAUUUACAUUGGCAGCUUAAUAACAAAACAGAUAAUCACUUCAUUUCGAACGUUGCCGAUAGAACAGAAUCGCCAAGAUGGUCAUAAAGUUGAUGUUCAGGUUAAUGCGUCUGUAAUUUUGGUAUCCAUUUAUGUACCUAAGAAUAAGUUAACGACAAGGAAUAGGCUAACAGUAAAAGAAGUGGAAGUAGAGAGCGAAGAAAACGAUGACUUUAUGUAUCAAAAGGAAUUGACAGAAAAAGUAACAAAAUUGCCCAGAAAAAAUACUACAUUAAUGCUAUCACGCUUGCAAAUUGGAACUCGUGACGAAACUAAUACUUCUGGAGAUGAAAAUAAUACAAAGGAGACUCAGCCAGGAUUGCCGGCUUAUGCUGAAUCUAACGUAGAAUCAGAUCGAAAUGAAAGCCAUUCAGAAGUUGCGGAUAAAAGCAAUAGUCUUGAGGGAAGUAGUAACGAUCAGAUUCGUAAAACAAAUCCGGACGUUAAUUCCUAUUCGGCAGCUCAGAAAGUAUGCUCGAUGCCUCUAGUAUUGACAAGUCAUAAUGAUGGUUAUAUGAGAUUUUGGAAUAUGAAGGGAAAUCUCCUAGCAUAUACUACCACGUCUACAAAUAGACACGGCACCGCGUUACCACCCAUUACGGCACUUUGUGCAUCUGACGAUUCCCAUUACGUUUUUAGUGCAAAUUCAAAGGGCUAUAUUACUAAAUGGAAUAUUUCUAAGUUUAUGCAAAAUCCGCGUCAAGUCUUGCAAGAAAAUUCCAUCCGUCGCGAUAGUAGUAUCGCUACCCAGUUACAAGCUGAUGAUAAUAGUAGAAGAAGACCUUUAAAAGUAGAAGAGCUUAUAGUCCAAAUCCUAACUUGGAGAGCUCACUUAUUUACUGUUACCAGUCUAAAGUAUUUCUCUGGUAAUAAUAUCCUCUUCUCUGCAUCGACAGAUUGUUCCGUUAGAGUCUGGCAUUGCCGAACUGGCCAUUUUAUUGGUUAUUUUGGUCAACCGAGGAAUUGGCAUCUAAACUCAUUCGAUUCAAUUCCUUCUACUCCGGCUAGACCGUCAGAUAUACAGGAGAGGCCCUUAUUACCAGUAAAAAAUGUAACUAAGGCUGAAUCUAAAAAGAGAAAAGAGAAUCCAUCUUUAGAAUGUCCACUUUUUUUCGACAAUGCAAAAUGGAAACCAUUUCGUAGAUCAGCUCCUGCUGAAACAAGACCAAAGGAUAAUAAGAAGUUUUUUGGUGCGUUAGCAAAGGCGAAGAUUCCAAAUUCGGAUAUCUUGGGAUCAUCUCGAAGUACGCUUGGAGUAUUUUCUAGUUUACCAAUGUACCGCUUAAAUUCGCCUAAACGAAUAAAAGCCCCUGCAACUGAGUACAAGAGUAGCUUUUAUAAGAUGGAUUUAGAUAACGAUCUAGGUGAUGAAGAGUUUCCUGAUCGUUUCGAAGUAGCUAGCUCAUAUCAAUCGAGCUUACUAGAAAGUCAGGUACGUUGA